This is a messenger RNA of Malaclemys terrapin pileata, 7235 nucleotides long. RefSeq names its product DnaJ heat shock protein family (Hsp40) member C7 (gene DNAJC7). The transcript has 14 exons. NCBI's taxonomy places the organism in Eukaryota, Metazoa, Chordata, Testudines, Emydidae. Bases 40 to 1530 code for a protein of 496 amino acids. The record is from RefSeq and is a predicted model, not a curated record. Gene Ontology annotation, molecular function: protein binding.
UCGCUUCCCCCCUCCCCAGGUGCCCGGCCCGGCUGUAAGAUGGCGGCGGCGGCGGCCGAGUGCGAUGUGAUCAUGGCGGCGCCCGAGGGGCCCGGGCUGCUGGGCGGCGAGGAGGCGACUCGCAGAGAAGCAGAGACUUUCAAGGAACAAGGAAAUGCUUAUUAUGCCAAGAAAGAUUACAAUGAAGCAUACAACUACUACACAAAAGCCAUAGACGCAUGUCCUAACAAUGCCAGUUAUUAUGGUAACAGAGCAGCCACCCUAAUGAUGUUGGGGAAGUUCCGGGAAGCACUGGGAGAUGCCCAACAGUCAGUCCGAUUGGAUGAUACCUUUGUACGGGGACAUCUACGGGAAGGGAAAUGUCACCUCUCUCUCGGGAAUGCCAUGGCUGCCAGCCGCUGCUUCCAGCGAGUUCUAGAACUGGAUCACACGAACCCUCAGGCACAACAAGAGUUGAAGAAUGCGAGCGCUGUGCUGGAAUACGAGAGAAUAGCUGAAAUUGAUUUUGACAAACGAGAUUUCAGGAAGGUCGUGUUCUGCAUGGACCGUGCUUUGGAGUUCGCUCCUGCCUGUCAUAGGUUCAAAAUCCUCAAGGCCGAAUGUUUGGCACUGCUGGGUCGCUAUCCAGAAGCACAGUCUGUAGCGAGCGACAUCUUACGGAUGGACUCCACAAACGCAGAUGCCCUUUAUGUCCGAGGUCUUUGCCUUUACUAUGAAGACUGUAUCGAGAAGGCCGUGCAGUUCUUCAUCCAGGCACUCAGGAUGGCCCCUGAUCACGAGAAAGCAUGUCUCGCCUGCCGAAAUGCCAAAGCACUUAAAGCAAAGAAAGAAGAUGGAAAUAAAGCUUUUAAAGAAGGCAAUUACAAACUAGCAUAUGAACUGUACACAGAAGCACUGGGGAUAGACCCAAAUAACAUAAAAACAAAUGCCAAACUCUACUGUAACCGGGGGACGGUUAAUUCAAAGCUUAGGAAACUAGAAGACGCAAUAGAUGACUGCACAAAUGCAAUAAAACUGGAUGACACGUAUAUCAAAGCAUACCUGAGGAGAGCACAAUGUUACAUGGACACAGAACAAUACGAAGAUGCUGUGAGGGAUUAUGAAAAAGUUUACCAGACAGAGAAAACAAAAGAACACAAGCAAUUCCUAAAGAAUGCACAGGUGGAACUGAAAAAGAGCAAAAGGAAAGACUACUAUAAAAUCCUCGGGGUGGACAAAAACGCCUCCGAAGACGAGAUCAAGAAGGCCUAUAGGAAACGGGCACUCAUGCAUCACCCAGACCGGCACAGUGGGGCGAGUGCAGAAAUACAGAAAGAAGAGGAGAAGAAGUUCAAAGAAGUCGGAGAAGCCUUCACCAUCCUGUCGGAUCCCAAGAAGAAGGCUCGCUACGACAGUGGGCAGGAUCUGGAGGAGGACGUGAACAUGGCAGAUUUUGAUGCUAACAAUAUCUUCAAGGCUUUCUUUGGUGGGCCAGGUGGCUUCAGUUUUGAAGCUUCUGGGCCAGGAAAUUUCUUUUUCCAGUUUGGCUAAAAUAAAAACAUACAAACCACAUACACCCACCUGAAAUCCUCGUUUUAACCUUGAAUACGGACAUAAUUAGACUCCUGCCUUCAUCAUGUCUCAUUGUACUUAGAGCAGUUUCAUUUUCUCAGUUGGAAACCUCUCUGUUGUGUGCUUUGUGUGAGAAGAGGAAACCAGCGCUGAAGAGAGGGGCGGGGAAGGCUUGUGAAUUUUGUUUUACUGUUAACUUUAUUAAAAAAAAUAAAAUGUUUUGAAUCUUUUGGUCCCUCCAUGCUGGCCCAUGUUUUCAGACUGUUCGGACUUCUUCCAGGGUCCUGUUGCUGCCAACCCAGCUUGUUCAUGGCUCCUUUUGGUUGGUUCCAGAGUGCAGGAUGGCACCACAUCAGGGUUUGUGGAACCCCAUUUUUACUUGUAAGUAAUUGAAUCGUAACCGAGUUUUUCUAACCUCCAAGCAGCUACGUCCUGUUUGCCAUGGCUCUACGAGAAUGUACACCCGGGCAUUCAUGUAAAUGACAAAUAGGGAUCUUUAAUGUUUUUUCGUACUGGAGAGAAAUCCUCCUUCAGAUUUAUGGGAGCCGCGGAUAUGAGAGAACUCCCUAUGGGGCAGCUAGAAAUAAGCACUCUAAAUGCUUCCACUCCAAGACGCCCCAUCUUUGUUUAAGGGGAUAUUCAAUUUGGUCUGGGGUGAAUUUCUUUGCAGUUCCUCUUUCAUAAUUAAUUCACUCAAUCAUUUAAUUGCAGUGUAUGUGAUUAAAACAUGGCUUUGCUAGGUUGGGAUUGGUUUGUUUCUACGGUCUAAAAACACCCUUUAUGUUUAUGAUGUUUUUCCAUAUUGCAAAUCCAUAAUGCGGGCUGCCUGUUUCCAACUUGUAAAAAAUGCACAGCAUGUUUGAAGACUGGUUACUAUGGGCAACUGUUGGUAACGUUUACAGAAAUUGUCUGUUUUUAAUGUAACACAACUGUGUGAGUUUUAAAUGGCAUUCCAAGUAUUUUACAGGAACAAAGAAAUUCCAAGUUAUGGCAGAAACUCUGGGCUGAUGGUGCAUAACUUGCCUCACUGCCUCUUUGUGCCAGCGUAUGUGAUCUGUUGAUGAGCUAAAGCCAGAGUUGCAUGCUGACGCGCUAUCCCGAACUCAGAAUUGACGUGCUUUUAGAGCAUUGCCGGACUUCUCACACUAAUAUUGCCCUUUGUUGUUUCCUGUGGAUUUGGGGUCAGACCCUGAUAUUGGCUGUGAGGGGAGUACGUCUUUGUAGAACAAUUUCUUCUUCCAUAUAGUAAAGAGCUCAUGUGAAUAGUCAUCUCCGCUGAAUGGAGGCUCCAUCCAAGUCAAGUACCACCUGGGAAGUAGUUUUGGAGUUUUUCACAGUAGCCUUAUAUCUGAUGGGAUUUUCAAUGGCCUUUACCAUAGAUGUGGAGUUGGCGUUUGUAGAAAGUCACUGGAUAAUUGCUAGAUAAAUGCUGACCAGCACUGGCCCAAAGGGGCAGAACCGUUUUUGAGGGAGAUUUUCUUGUGAUUGUGUUAAACUUCAAUUGCUGUUUUGUAGAGACAGUUGUUGGAAAGCUGCAUUCUGAUUGGCAAGAGAACAGAUGGGUUGUGCAUAAAAGUAAAUGUAAGGAUGUAUGGACCACUUUCUAUCCAGCAGAUCUGACUGGCUGACACUUUGUGUGUGUGUAAUAUUACAGAAAACAAGGUUUACAAUGAAAUUCUAGCAUAAAAUAAUUGACUUUCAAUUCACAUUUCCUUGAUAUCUUCCCUCCAGUCAAGGGCUAGACCCCUCCUUCAAUUCAGUUGGCUGCAGGAUUGCCAGAUUGCAAUGCCAGUCAUGUGUCUCUCACAGAUGGCAUAGAAAUGCAGGGUACUGCCACCAACACAGUAAGUCAUGCUGCUACUUCGCUCCGAAAGAUGACAAUCUGCUCUCAUGGAGGGCAGAUUUAAGGGCUGAAUUCCAGUUAUUGCAGCCCAAUAUCAGCAAAGGAAGUUCAAAAACCAGCAUUUAAACUGAGCCAGCAUUGAGAAAUGGUUUAGAAGACUGAGACCCCCACCGCGUUUAUUCUUCUCCCCUACACCAGUGUAACUUGAUGGACUCAACCUUGGGACUCUGGCGUAAGUGAGAGCAGAAUAAGGUGCUAGAAUCUUAUCAGCUCCCGUAGGUUAAAUGUCUUGGGGCAUAGAAGUUGGUCUGCAUUUUGAAACUUUCUCUGGUUCGUCUGCAAAUCAAAGUUUACAUGACAUGACUUCGGUGGGAUGUUCGAGAUUCACAAUUGUAGCAUCUUGCAUUUUAUUCACCCCUGCACCGUUUGGAAUUGUCUCCGAUUCUAUUAGCAGAGUACAGAGACAUUUCUUGCAUUUUGUCGAUGUUCUUUUUUUAGUUAAGUGUUUCCCGACUUCCCUGCUCCCCACUUUUAAAAAAGACAGUUCUUUUGGGGGCAAAGAGGGGACAUAUACACAGCAGAUAUUUAUAGAAACUGUACAUGAUUGCAUGAUUGAUUGUAGUUAAAUAUUAAUCUGGUGAGUGCCAAGACUUUUUUUUUUUAAAAAGCACUAUUGUGUGACUAAAAGUGAAUGCAAACAUCCAUUCACUUUGCAGAGUGCAUUACAACACUAGUGGAAAUUCAGGAAUUGUACUGUUAUCUCAGGACAGUAGCAAAUGAGUAUUGUGGCAUACGUAUGUUAAAACUGCAGCCUCCCUCUUGUGUUAGCACAGUCGUUUAGGCAGGUGGAACUGUUUCUUUCGGACCGUAUCUGCCUAGCUGAGUGUGUGGUUUAAAACAUUGCAUUCACACUUUACAGCUACUGAGCAGGAUUGAUUUUAUAGAUUGUAUUUCGUAAGUCGCCAACAGGGAGCCUUGAUGCCAUUUGUCUGACUGCUACAUCUAUUCUCUUGUGUCUUCCCUCUGGCUUGUUAGGAGCUACAGGAUGUAGGAAUUUGCCAUUGUAAGUAGCAGGUCUCUUAACCUGACAAUGUGUUCAAGCUUUCUCCAGGUGGUAGAAGACACAGCUGAUGUAGGCGGUAAUUCCCAUAACAGGCAGAGUGGGAAAAUGGAUUAAUUAGACCUUUAUUUAGAGCUGUGCUCUUCCUUUUCUGACUCCCCUGUGGAAUAUAGGCUUUAUUUUCCAUGUGAAGGAGACUGGCACUCAAAGAUCCUACUCUUCAUGAAACACACGUCUUAUUUUUUGAAGUCAGUCUUUACAAUGGUAAAUUACUAACUGUAUUUGUGGCACAACAGGAAGACCCUGAAUCUGUUUUUAUUCUGAAAAGUGACUAAAAAUGCCACCAUGCAGUUCCCUGCGUAGGGAACCUCCAUUAUUCCGGAGCAGCCUGGCUUAGUUUUACAAGUAAACAGCGUUUUUUUCCUUAGCCUGGAAUCUGGAAGUUGGGUGGCUCUUAAAUCACCACUCCACAUUCUGCUAUUGGAACCUAAUUAAGAAUCCUCUGGAGCGGGCAUGAGCCAAACCAGAACCUUGCUUUCCCACAGCUGCAGGCAGUGACUCCGGUAGGAAAAGGAAUAGAGAGUUGUUGUUCCUCUGAAGUCAGCAGAUAUGACAAAAUACACCGAGAACUGAGUUAAGUGGGUGGCAUGGUCACUUGUUAGGACCUUAAGAGACAAACUACAGAGACGUAUCUGCUUUUUAAAAGCCCACACAAAUGUACCUACUGGUAUAAAGUCAAACUAAUCUCGGUUAUUCUAAAAAACAUUUCUUGAAAUAAGAGAACUGUUAAGGAUUUUGCUUUCCCCUGUAGUGCUCUUGUGAUGUCCCUCCUUGUGACCAAAAUAUGAAGUUUCUGAGCUGCAGUUGGGUUAGUCUCAGGUAAUCCAGCCCAAGUCCAGUCAAAAUGAAAGCAGGAGACGCUACAUUUUGUUAAAAAUCUGUCCAUGUGGUGUUUGGAGAUGCUUGUGUGUGGAAUGUCUAAGGUCUAAAGGCAGGCUACAUUUAGACUGGCAAACCUGGGUAUAUUCCUCCUUCCCCUUUCUCAGCACUGGCUUUACUUCCAGGAAUAACAGGUCUAUUGGCAGUAACUCCUGCAAGAGGUGAUAUUAGUGUUGGGUUCAAAUCCUGGUCAGGCACAGACACAACCCGAACGCCAAAAAAUGAGUUUUAAAGAACAUUAAGGUGCUUCUAGCCCCCUUUCUGUGGGGUCUUUCUUGGCGGUUUUGGCUGCUAUGCUGUGUAAGGGGGAGUGCUCUUUAUCCGUACACUUGGUGUUUCCAUCCGAGGAUGGAUUUUUAUUGGAGCUACAGGCUUUGACUGUUUAAUGCAAAUUGCAUUUGUAAAUAAUUGCAUUAAAGAUUUUUGGGGCAACAUACAUUGGUUCAUGAAGUACUUAAGUCCCUAGAGCACUUUGGUGUCCAGCUAGAAUGAGGAUUGAGAGCCACUUGGCUGUAGUUUCUUUCCAGGGAUCAGUGUUUAACCAAACUGGUCUUCAGAUAAAUGACUGACUGAAGUAUUCAGACCACACAGUGGCUUGCUGUCUUGUCAGAUUACCUCCUCGCUUCUUUAACACUAACAGUUGGCAAUAGAUCUGCUUUGAGUAGACUUGUGUUCUUCCAGCUUAAGUUUGUGCCUUGUACCCCACCCCCUGCUCAGAAAAACAAACAAGCUUGUGUGUCACACCACCUUUAGAUUCCCCUGGUCUAGUGCUAAAGUCCAGCUCCCUCAGUACUAAAACUGGUUCUGAAAAGCAACAAACCCAACGCUAGUAAGAACUGUGACCCUGCUCGAAAUCGCAUGUCAUUUACAUGCAACAGCUGCUCUGUUGGGAGAUUUUCACAUUACUGCCUAUUCCCCAGAAUAGAGGAACAUACAUGUGGGUUGAGAUAAUAGGUAGGUAACCUUUUGGCUCUAGUUUGCCCCAGCUGUGCACACAGUGGGAUACGAUCUUCCCUUCUCCUUUGAAUAACUUCCCGGUAAAGCCGGGCCCUGGCGCACACAGCUGCCCUGGGUCUGAAUGCAGACUAUUAGCUGGAGUGCUAAGGUGGCUUGUCGUCUAUUCCACAAGUGGCAGAAUGUUGUUGGGCUAGAGCUUUGGUUGAAUCAGAGAUGGCACAAAAAUACUGUAGUUUGUCAAGAGCUUGUUGGCUUUCCAUCUUUCACCUUCUGUGGCUGGGCAGGCACUGCGCCAGCCACUCUUAAAUUGAUAUCCCUGCUUUCACGUAAUGGCUCGUGCUACACAAGAAAAGUGAAAAUGGUAAGAGUGUGAAGCAAUGUUUUUGCAGUGCAAAAUGGCAACCUGAACACCUUUUGUUGCAUGCAUAAUAUCGGCUUUAUUGUAAAGAGAUGUUAAGGAGUACCAGAGACAAAAGCGGAUAUGCUGAUGUGAAGCCACUCAGAGGACGUUAGCCCCCAUGCUGUAGUAUUUAAUUGAAUUUAAGGAAUAGAUUCUGUAUGUUUACCUCAGUGUAAAGAUUUAACCUUUCCCUUGAGAGGAAAGGUUAUUGCAUGAAGCAAUCUGUAUUCGAGAUAGCUUUCCUAACUGCCCAACCCUCUUCAAGGCAGGCUUCACAUUGGUAUAAACACUGUCCCUCUUUGGGCCCUUUACCUUUCUAGGAUGUGAAGGGUAAAAAAUGUGAAUAUUUGUUGUUUACUUCAUUAGGCAUAAUUCAUAUGAUGUGUUUAUAUGCAGACUCUCAACCAGACUGAAGCAAAACCAUAUGCAAUUGGUUUAUUAUAAACUGUAUAUGAUGUACAAACUAAUAAACACUUAAAUGAUGA